Messenger RNA from Gadus morhua (Atlantic cod), 3815 nucleotides. RefSeq names its product NACHT, LRR and PYD domains-containing protein 12. Gene Ontology annotation, molecular function: protein binding. Bases 47 to 3472 code for a protein of 1141 amino acids. The record is from RefSeq and is a predicted model, not a curated record. NCBI's taxonomy places the organism in Eukaryota, Metazoa, Chordata, Actinopteri, Gadiformes, Gadidae. The transcript is spliced from 9 exons.
GAGGCGUGCCAUAGACGGAGUGGUGGACAUCACAAAGCUCUGCCUGAUGGAGAUGAACCAGGAGGAACUGGCCGACUCACUGUGGAGUGGAGCUCUUUCAGUCCAGUGCCAGCAUAAACUCAAGUCUCAUCUGAAGAAGAAGUUCCAGUGUGUGUUUGAGGGAAUCGCUAAAGCAGGACAGACAACACGUCUGAAUGACUUCUACACAGAGCUCUUCAUCACAGAGAGAGGCAGGGGAGAGGUCAACCAGGAACAUGAGGUCAGACUGAUUGAGAAGACUUCCAGGAAGCCAGCCAAUGAGGAAACACCAAUCAGAUGUGAAGACAUCUUUAAGCCCUUACCUGGACAAGAUAAACCAAUCAGAACAAUAAUGACAACCGGAGUGGCCGGCAUUGGUAAAACAGUCUUAACGCAUAAGUUCACUCUAGACUGGGCUGAGGGCAAAGCCAACCACGACAUACACUUCACAUUUCUCCUCACUUUCAGAGAGCUGAAUUUACUGAAAGGGAAAGAGUUUAGCUUAGUGGAACUUCUGCAUCAGUUUUCUGUUGAAACAAAAGAAUCAGGAAUCUACAGAUACAACCAUGACCAAGUAGUCUUCAUCUUGGAUGGUCUGGAUGAGUGUCGACUUCCUUUGGAUUUCCAGAACAACCCCACCUGGACUGAUAUCACAGAGCCGACCUCAUUGGACGUGCUGCUGACAAACAUCAUCAGGGGAGUCCUGCUUCCCUCUGCUCGCAUCUGGAUAACCACACGCCCUGCGGCAGCCAAUCAGAUCCCUGCACAGUGCGUUGACAGGGUCACAGAGGUGAGAGGGUUCAAUGACUCACAGAAGGAGGAGUACUUCAGGAAGAGAUUCAGAGAGUGGACACUGGCCAGCAAAAUCAUCUCUCACGUCAAGAAAUCUCGAAGCCUUCACAUCAUGUGUCACAUUCCAGUCUUCUGUUGGAUCACUGCUACAGUUCUGGAGGACUUCUUCAAAACAACCCAGAGAGGAGUAGAGGUGCCCAAGACAAUGACUCAGAUGUACAGCCACUUCCUGAGGGUUCAGUCCAUACAGGGGGACAGGAAGUAUCGUGAGAGAGCUGAAACAGAUCCACACUGGAGUUCGGAGAGCAGGGAGAUAGUUUUUUCUCUUGGGAAACUGGCUUUUAACCAGCUGGAGACAGGCCAGCUGAUGUUCUACGAGGCAGACUUGGCAGAAUGUGGCAUCGAUAUCAGAGCAGCCUCAUUGUUCUCAGGAGUGUUCACUCAGAACUUAGAAGCGGAGUGUGGGCUGUACCAGGAUAGGGUGUUCUGCUUUGUCCAUCUGAGCAUCCAGGAGUUUCUGGCUGCCCUUUAUGUGUUUCUGUCCUACAUUAACACUGGUGUCAACCUGCUCUCAGAAGAACAGCCAACCUCCAGGGAAGAUGAACUCCUCCUCCUCUACCAGGGUGCUGUGGAUAAGGCCUUACAGAGUGAGAACGGACACCUGGACUUGUUCCUCCGCUUCCUCCUGGGCCUCUCCCUAGAGACCAAUCAGAUUCUCCUACAAGGCCUGGUGGGACCAAAAGGAAGUGAAUUACCGGGCAAUCGCACUAAAGAAGUUCAGCUGGGACAGACCAGAAAGAGGUCACAAAUCAAUACCCAAAUUGUGCAUUACAUCAAGGAGAAGAUAGGUGGAGAUCUCUCUCAAGAGAAAAGCAUCAAUCUGUUCCACUGUCUGAAUGAGCUGAACGACAAUCCACUAGUGGAGGAGAUCCAACAUUACCUGACAUCAGGAAGACUCUCCACAGAAUCUCUCUCCUCUGCUCAGUGGUCAGCUCUGGUCUUCAUCUUACUGACAUCAGAAGAGCAGCUGGACGUGUUUUACCUGAAGAAAUACUCUGUUUCUGACAAGGGUCUUCUGGGGCUGCUGCCACUGAUCAAAGCCUCCAAAACAUCUCUGCUGAAUGGCUGUCAUCUGUCAGAGAGAUGCUGUGGAGCUCUGGCCUCAGUUCUCAGCUCCAACUCCUCUAGUCUGAGAGAGCUGGACCUGAGUUCUAAUUGUCUGAAGGAUUCAGGAGUGAUUCUGCUGUCUGGUGGACUGGGGAGUCCACACUGUAAACUGGAAACUCUCAGGCUGAGUGGCUGUGAUAUGUCAGGGAGAUGCUGUGAAGCUCUGGCCUCUGCUCUCAGCUCCAACUCCUUGAGUCUGAGAGAGCUGGACCUGAGUUCCAAUCGUCUGCAGGAUUCAGGAAUGAAGCUGCUCUCUGCUGGACUGGGGAGUCCAAACUGUGCACUGGAAACUCUCAGGCUGAAUGGCUGUUGUCUGUCAAAGGGAGGCUGUGAAGCACUGGCCUCAGUUCUCAGCUCCAACUCCUCUAGUCUGAGAGAGCUGGACCUGGGUACCAAUAAUCUGAAGGAUGAUUCAGGAGUGAAGCUGCUCUCUGCUGGACUGGAGAGUCCACACUGUACAUUGGAAACUCUCAGGCUGAGUGGCUGUCAGAUGUCAGAGAGAUGCUGUGAAGCUCUGGCCUCAGUUCUCAGCUCCACCUCCUCUAGUCUGAGAGAGCUGGACCUGAGUACCAAUGAUCUGCAGGAUUCAGGAGUGAAGCUGCUCUCUGCUGGACUGGGGAGUCCACACUGUACACUGGAAACUCUCAGGUUGUCUGGCUGCCAGGUCACAAAGGAAGGCUUUGCUUCUCUGGCCUCAGCUCUGAGCUCCAACCCCUCCCAUCUGAGAGAGCUUGACCUGAGCUACAAUCACCCAGGAGACUCAGGAGCUAAGCUGCUCUCUGCGGGACAGGAGAAUCCACACUGGAGACUGGACACUCUCAGUGUGGAGCACAGUGGAGUGUGGAGGCUGAAACCAGCUCUAAAGAAGUAUGCCUGUGAACUCACACUGGACCCAAACACAGCCAACGAACUACUCUCUCUGUCUGAGGACAACAGAAAGUUGACAAAGGUUGAAGAGAAACAGCCGUAUCCGUCUCACCCAGAGAGAUUUCUGUAUUUGGCCCAGGUGUUGUGUAGAGGGGUUCUGACUGGCCGCUGCUACUGGGAGGCAGAGUGGGAAGGAGAGGUUUAUAUAGGAGUGGCAUACAGAGGAAUGACAAGGAGAACAAAGGGUGGUUAUAGCAGGCUUGGAUUGAACAACAGGUCCUGGGUUCUUGAUUGUUGCGAUGAUCAUUACGAUGCCCGUCACAACGGUAGUAGAACACCCAUAGCCCUCCCCCCCGCUCGCUCUAACAGAGUAGGAGUGUACCUGGACCGGCCUGCUGGCACUCUGUCCUUCUACAGAGUUUCCCCAGGUGGAGGAGGGUCCUCAGACACACUGACACACAUCCACACCUUCCAGUCCACCUUCACCCAGGAGGACCUCCUCCCUGGGUUUGGGUUGGAUAAGCCUGGUUCUUCCGUGUCUCUGUGUCCAGGGGCAGACUUGCCAUCGGCAGGAUCGGGAGAUUUCCCGACCGGCCGGACAAUUUCAGGCCGGUCAAAUAUUUUUUGAUAUUUGCACAGUGCGAAAUGGAGGUCUGGCCUGCAAAACGGGGCCGAUGUAUUACUGUCAAUUUAGAGGUUGGAUAACUUUUAAACACAGUGUAUGGGGGCAAAGCGAUCGGCCGAAAGGCUCCUCCCAACUUGGACUGCUCUGCGUUGUGUCCAUUCUGAUUGGCUCAGCCUGACACACGGCCGGGUCUCUUACUUCAUGUUUACCUCCCUCUGACAAUAUCAUCCCACUGCAGACACAAAUGGGCGUUCUCGUGUGGUGGGGGUUCCCGUUUACGCAGACUGGAACGCCCCCUUCUUAUUCUUCGUUGCCUUUCUCGCUGAACUGUAUUAAAAUGUCAAAG